Messenger RNA from Boleophthalmus pectinirostris (great blue-spotted mudskipper), 603 nucleotides. RefSeq lists its product as uncharacterized. The transcript is spliced from 5 exons. The record is from RefSeq and is a predicted model, not a curated record. Bases 1 to 603 code for a protein of 200 amino acids. Gene Ontology annotation, biological process: response to bacterium. NCBI's taxonomy places the organism in Eukaryota, Metazoa, Chordata, Actinopteri, Gobiiformes, Gobiidae.
AUGAGCGCCACCUUCUUGGUUGUUAAUGAUGGAGCAGACUCACAGAGCUGUGUUCAUGUGACACAGAGUCCAUCCUCUGCUUCAGUGGUCCCAGGACGCUCAGUGUCUCUUCAGUGUUCACUUCAGCCCAAAAACAACAAGAGCCAAAUCCAGUGUCCACAAGAGCAGCAGGUGCACUGGUUCAGAGCUGGAUCUGUGGAGCCUCACACUGGACUCAUGUCCCACUUUACAAACUCCAGCUGUGUCUACAGUCUGUCCAAAACUAUAGGACGCUCCUCUGAGGCUGGGACAUACUACUGCGCUGUGCACACAUGUGGACAUAUCCUGUUUGGGACAGGAACUACACUGAACAUAGAUGAGCUCCCAGAGCUGCAGCUGUUGCCAGUGACUGUGGCUCUGUCAGUCCUGUUGUGUGUGUGUGUGCUCGUGAUCAUCGUCCUCUGUGUGAAGAGAGGGAGGCUCUGUGCACACUGUAGAGAUUCUCCUGAUACUGUCAAUAGUUCACACUGUGAGAGUUCAGAAAAUAUGGAUACACAUGCAGAUGUCAACUAUGCAGCGCUGAAUUUCUCCUCCAGAAAAAGUGAAUCAGAGAUAGAGCAGUAA